AUGGAAAAUGGAGGGGACCACGAAUUGGGUGCUGCUGGUGCAGUGACCGUUGAUGAUGAACGCGAAGAUGAAAUUAUGGACGAGAAAAUCAUCAACGAGGAAUACAAAACAUGGAAGAAAAAUGCGCCCUUUCUUUACGAUUUGAUGCUCAGUACGGCACUAGAAUGGCCGACAUUGACAACACAAUGGUUUCCGGACAAACAGGAUAUGCCAGACAAAGACUACUCUACACAUCGACUUUUAUUGGGCACACACACCUCGAAUGAAGCCCAAAACUAUCUACAGAUAGCGCACGUUCAGCUCCCAAAACCAGUCACACCAGAAACAGCAGAUUAUGACGAAGAGCGGGAAGAGAUUGGUGGUUAUGGUGGUGGAGGACCCAAAAAAUUACCACCGGCGGAGGUGAAGUUUGAGAUUAUGCAAAAGAUAGAUCACCCUGGGGAAGUCAAUAAGGCGCGAUACCAACCGCAAAAUCCCAAUUUAGUAGCGACAAUGUGCACAGACGGUCGAGUGUUGAUUUUUGACAGAACAAAACACCCAAGCGCUCCGACUGGAUCAAUCAACCCUCAGAUGGAGCUCCUUGGGCACGAAGGGGAGGGUUAUGGGCUGAGCUGGAGCCCGCAUCAUUUUGGACAUCUGGCGACUGGAAGUGAGGAUAUGACAGUCAGAAUCUGGGAUAUAACCCAAUUCACCAAUAACAACAAAGCUAUCCAUCCCAAUCGAACGUAUACACAUCACGCAGCCAUCGUCAACGAUGUACAAUAUCAUCCAUUACACGCUUCUUUAAUUGGCACUGUAUCAGACGAUCUCACGCUUCAAGUGCUAGAUCUCAGGUCUUCUUCCACUACUAAAGCGGCUGUGUCAUCAUUUCAUGGUCACAGCGACGCAAUUAAUGCCCUUUCUUUCAACCCCGCAUCAGAGUAUGUCCUCGCGACAGGAUCAGCAGAUAAGACGAUAGGAGUCUGGGAUUUACGAAACCUCAACGUCAAAUUACAUGCCCUUAUUGGACACAACGAUGCCGUUACAUCUCUUUCAUGGCACCCUUUCGAAGAAGCAGUUCUUGGCAGCUCAAGUUACGACCGGCGAGUCUGCUUCUGGGACUUAAGUCGUGUUGGUGAGGAACAAACACCAGAUGAUGCAGAAGACGGACCACCGGAACUACUCUUUAUGCACGGCGGGCAUACCAACCGAAUUUCGGAUUUCUCGUGGAAUAUGAAUGAUCCAUGGGUGCUGUGUAGCGCAGCCGAAGAUAACUUGAUUCAGGUAUGGAAGGUCGCGAACGCUAUCGUGGGAAAGGACGUGGAGGAUGUACCCAUAGAGGAACUGGAAGAACGCUGA
Bacidia gigantensis is the source of this 1338-nucleotide messenger RNA. It is a transcript of the gene HAT2, whose product is annotated as Histone acetyltransferase type B subunit 2. NCBI's taxonomy places the organism in Eukaryota, Fungi, Ascomycota, Lecanoromycetes, Lecanorales, Ramalinaceae. The coding region runs from base 1 to 1338 and encodes 445 amino acids. The record is from RefSeq and is a predicted model, not a curated record. Gene Ontology annotation, molecular function: histone binding. Gene Ontology annotation, biological process: regulation of gene expression. Gene Ontology annotation, cellular component: Rpd3L complex; Rpd3L-Expanded complex; cytoplasm. The transcript has 5 exons.